CACUUCCGGGUUUCAAUUUCGUGGCGGGACUAAACGCUCGAAUGUUCCCAUAGAGAUCAAGCCUAUGGCCUCUGCAAUGGAGCAGUCGGGGGAGAAGCCUGCGGCCGAGGCUGAGGACUGCGGAGAGGUGCGGGAUCAGCCGCAGGCUGCGGAGAAGUGCUUCGAGGACCGCAUCCGCCUGCUGCUCAGGCUGAGAGCACAGACACAACAGCAGCUCUUAGAAUACAAGUCAGUGAUUGAUGCAAAUGAAGAAAAAACUCCUGAACAGACCAUGCAAGAAAAACAAAUGGAAGUUAAAAUUGAAGACCUGGAAAAUGAAAUUGAAGAUGUAAAAAGUAAUUUCGAAAUGAAAAAUCUUGCACUAAACAGGAUGAAGCUUUCAGCUGCUCUUAGACAUAAGUUGGAGAAGAUGGGCGCUGAGAGUAGUGUGCUCACUGAUGACAUGAAGCAAAUAUUAAAACUACAGAAGUUGAUAAUGAAGUCCCAGGAGGAGUCUGCGGAAUUAGAGGGAAAACUGCUUGACGUUAGAAAGAAGAGACUUCAAUUAAAACAAGCUUCAAAAACUAAGCUUUUCGAGAUACAAACUGAGAGGAACAAAGAGAAAGAGGAUCUGGACAACAUGGAAGAUUUGGAAAUGAUAAAGACCAUGCAGAAAAAACUGCAGACAGAGAUAAAGAUUACUACAGUCAUUCAACAUGUGUUCCAGGGCCUUAUUUUGGGGAGUCAAAUCAACUGGGCAGAGGAUUCUGCCCUCAAGGAAAUUGUGCUGCAGCUGGAGAAGGAUCUCACCACUAUCUAAUAAGGAUCCUGCUUCAGCAACUCAACAUUGAUUUUGCGCCCACUCUUUCAUGUAAAUAGCAGAAUUCAUGGGAAAUAUAAGAGCUGGUUUUGGAACUUCUCUGAUACUUCAGCUCUGAGGGCCCGGGUUGGUGUUAUGACGUGAUUCUUUUGUUUGAAAUACGAUGACUAAAGUGACUGGAAUACGCUGCAGGAGUCUGAGCAUUGCGGUCUUGGAAGGAGGCAUCUGCUCCAGCUGCUAUAGAAUGUGGACAUCUUCACAGCCAUUUUCCCGGGAGUCCCUUUCAGGAUGCUUUUAUGCAUCUGUGCAUUGGUUUGUCAACCAGCACAUUAGAAAGGAUCCGAGUAUGAAGUGUUGAUUGUUUUAAGUACAGUUGUGAUUGUGACUUUGUCUUUUUUUCCCUUCUCUAUUUAGCAUGCAUUUUACUUUUAUAAGUUAAUGAAUUAAAAGAAUAAAUGUUA
Molecule: messenger RNA, 1260 nt
Organism: Myodes glareolus (Bank vole)
Lineage: Eukaryota; Metazoa; Chordata; Mammalia; Rodentia; Cricetidae
Source: RefSeq, a predicted model, not a curated record